Messenger RNA from Lathyrus oleraceus (garden pea), 2858 nucleotides. RefSeq names its product zinc finger BED domain-containing protein RICESLEEPER 1. The coding region runs from base 1 to 2691 and encodes 896 amino acids. The transcript has 11 exons. Lineage: Eukaryota; Viridiplantae; Streptophyta; Magnoliopsida; Fabales; Fabaceae. Gene Ontology annotation, cellular component: membrane. Gene Ontology annotation, biological process: transmembrane transport. Gene Ontology annotation, molecular function: DNA binding; protein dimerization activity; transmembrane transporter activity. The record is from RefSeq and is a predicted model, not a curated record.
AUGGAGCGCGGCAAAAGUAACUUGCAAGGAGUUGGAGUUCCUAGCGGAGUUGUAGAUCAAGGAGUGAGUCAAGGAGCAGCUGCUGGUACUGCACUCCCUCCACUUCGAAAAAGGAAACUUAAUGCUAGUGGUAGUAGAAAAACUUCUACGGUUUGGGAAGAGUUUAACAUUUUACCGGAUGAGCCUGAACCUAUAGCCGCGUGUAAACACUAUCAUAAAAGGUACCGAUGUGACCCUAAAACACAUGGUACUUCUAACAUGCUAGCUCACUCGAAAAUGUGUUACAAAAACCCUGCCCUUUUGUUGAAAGACCCCAAUCAGACAAACCUUGUAAGCGGCGAGGGUGGGUUUUUAGUUCCAACUAGUCAAAGGUUUAAUGCUGCAGCCUGUAGGAAGGCCAUUAAUACCUUUGUUAUCCUUGAUGAACAUUCCUUUAGAGUGGUUGAGGAUGUUGGUUUUAAGCAAAUGUGUAAACAAUUGCAACCCCAAAUGGCUAUCCCUACUAGGAGGACCGUUGCUAGGGAUUGUUUUCAGCUUUACCUAGCUGAAAAGUCACGUCUUAAAGCCUUUUUUAAAUCUGAUUGUACUAGGGUUGCACUAACCACAGACUGUUGGACUUCGAUACAAAACCUUAGUUAUAUGGCCACCACUGCACACUUCAUUGACACUGCUUGGAAGUACCAAAAAAAAAUUAUUAGUUUCUCUUUAGUUCCAAAUCACAAAGGUGAUACCAUUGGCAUGAAAGUCGAGGACGUUUUGAGGGAAUGGGGGCUUAGGAAAGUGUCUACAAUUACCCUGGAUAACGCAACAGCAAAUGAUGUGGCUGUGAGUUAUUUGGAUAGAAGACUUAAGAGCAAGAAUGCUUUACUGGGUGUAGGUGAUUAUUUGCAUAUGAGGUGUGCUGCCCAUGUCUUGAACUUGGUAGUGAGAGAUGGUGAAAAAGAACAUGAAGGGUCUAUUGAAUCAGUUCGCACUGCUGUUAGGUUUGUAAGGUCUUCUCCACAAAGAGCUAUGAAGUUUAAGGAGUGUGUUGAACUUGCGGGCAUAACUUGUAAAAAAAAACUUUGUCUUGAUGUUUCUACAAGGUGGAAUUCCACUUACCUAAUGUUGGAUGCUGCUGAAAAGUUUGAAGCUGCAUUUGACAAUAUGAUUGAUGAGGAUCCUGGAUACAUCGAAUAUUUUGACCUCCUUACCGGUCCACCCGGUUCUCAGGAUUGGAAAAAAGUUAGGGCUUUUGUGGUUUUCUUACAAACCUUCUAUGAGGCAACCAAAGUGUUUUCAACUUCGCAAGAAGUGUCCUUGCAUUUAGCUUUUCAUAACUUGUCUUCAAUUUUGUGUGAGCUUCAAGAAGCUUCAUUUAACUUGAAUUCUUAUGUGGCUCCAAUGAUUUCACAUAUGAAGGUUAAAUAUGAUAAGUAUUGGGGGAUGUGGGAAAAGUUUAAGUUUAACUAUAUUGAGUGGUCUUUUAAUGAUAUGUAUGGGCAUUCUAGUGACCUUGCCAAGAAAAAUAUUGAAUGUGUCAAAACUAGUUUGUUUAAACUAUAUAAUUGGCAUAAAUCUGAUCAUGAUAAGAAUGUUUGGGCUAGUCCUUUAAGUGCACCAGGGAGCACUUCCCUUGGAGAAGCAUCUUCCCAACCAAAAGAACCAUCACCUUUUACAAGGGCUAAUGCUUUUAAGAAACAUCUGAAGGAAAAAGACACAAUUGAAAAUGAAAAUGAACUAGAGAAGUACUUAGGUGACCCUUGUUGCGGGGAGGGGGAAAAUUUUAGUAUUCUUAAUUGGUGGAAGGAAAAUUGCACCCGUUAUCCUAUAUUAGCAACCUUGGUUCGGGAUGUGUUGGCAACACCUGUUUCUAGUGUAGCCUCAGAAAGUGCUUUUAGCACGGGGGGGAGGAUUUUAGAUAUCUAUAGGAGCUCUUUGAGUCCAGAUAUGGUCGAAGCGCUUAUAUGUACUCAAAACUGGUUGAAGCCUUCUGACAAUGAUCUAAAUGUCCUUAAUAUGACUGAAGAAUAUGAGAUUAGUGAAUCAAUUGUUUCAGAGUUUCAAGUAGCUACUGGUGGAGCAGUUGCUCCUACACAUGCUGGCUGUGAAUUUUUGAAUAUUUUGGAGUCACUUUGUGAUUCAAUAAGACAAGCCUUUCUUUUUUGGAGUCAUUUUUUGAAACUAAGGAUGGAACCCUGCAUAUUGGGCUCGUUAUUUAUUGGAAUCCCUGUCAAAGAAAUUUCUGGAUGGUGGCGGGUUUGUUUUGGGGUAUCUACCAUACCUGCAGCUAUACUUGCUCUGGCUAUGGUCUUUUGUGCAGAAAGUCCACAUUGGUUAUACAAGCAAGGAAGAACUGCUGAAGCUGAAGUUGAGUUUGAAAGGCUUCUGGGUGUAUCCGAAGCAAAGUUUGCAAUAUCACAGUUAUCCAAGGUAGAUAGAGGUGACGAUACUGAUACUGUGAAGUUCUCUGAAUUGCUUCAUUGUCAUCAUUCUAAAGGCGAUAUCAAUGAUCAUUCAAGCCACAUGAGCAAGUUCACUUUUACUAAACACGGGAGCUCUGUACCUAUCUGUUGGUGGCAUGCUAAUGUUUGUAUUUACAUUUGCUCUUGGAGCUGGUCCAGUUCCAGGUCUACUUCUAACAGAAAUCUUUCCCAGUCGAAUCAGAGCCAAAGCCAUGGCAUUCUGUAUGUCUGUACAUUGGGUCUGUAAUUUCCUUGUUGGGUUACUGUUCUUGCGUUUACUGGAGAAACUUGGUCCACAACUGCUUUACUCAAUGUUUGCUACAUUCUGCAUGAUGGCAGUAAUCUUUGUAAAAAGAAAUGUGGUGGAAACCAAAGGGAAAUCACUUCAAGAAAUUGAGAUAGCACUUCUUCCCC